CUGAAGGAGAGGAUGGAUGCGGAGCAGAGUGAGCGAGAGCGUCAACAGACGAGGCCUGAGGCAGCAGGCCAGUGAGCUCAGCCAUUGCGUGGAGAGAGAGCAGAAACAUAGGAAACAGUUGGAGAUGAAGCUGAAGAUGGCCGAGGCUGCCUUGCAGGCAGAGCGGAGUGUCCAACAAGAAAUGACCUUAGGCCUGCAGGUCCUCCGAGAAAAGCUCAAAGAGGCGGAGAGUGCACAGACGCGCGAGAGCCAACGAGCCAAUGACAUGCAUGUCAGACUCGUACAAGUGGAGAAAGAGCACGUGAGCACUACCACGGAGCUGAGAACACUGCUGAAGGAAGAGAAGGCCACCUCCGAUCGCCUCAGAGAGACCAUACAGGAGCAGCAGGGCACGCACACACACACACAAGAGCAGCUGAACGCGGCUGUACAGAGGCAGAAGUGUCUGGAAGAGGUGUAUGACGGCGUCCUCACUGAACUUGUGCAGCUGCUGCAGGAGCACAGUCAGCAGGGGGAGACAAACACACACACCACAGAAGACGGCAAACCCAGUCCUUCUGUUCUAGUGGAUGCUCUCAGAAGAACACUGAGUCAGUACCAACACAGCCUCGAGAUGGCACAAUCACAGAUGCAGCAGACAGAAGAGAGAAAUAAAAUGCUCUCUCAGGAUAUCUCACAUAAAGAUGAAGUCAGCAACACCAUGAAGAAAGCAUCCCAGGAGCAUGCUGCGCGUGUGUCUGAGCUGACAGAUGAGGUGCAGCGCUUGCGCUCCAACUGCACAGAUGCAGCCGCCGCAGCAGACAGGGCGCAGUCCCAGCUGCAGGAGCUCAAGCAGCACUGUGCAGACAUGCAGGCCCACGUCCACACACUACGGGAGCAGUUCCAGAGAGAGGAGCAGGAGAAGCUGGCGUUCCUCCACUCCCUCUACCAAAGGCUGGUGGCUGGCUGCGUUCUUAUCCAAUCCCCUCAUGGCCUGUUGAGUAGUUUCUCCUGGGCAGAACUUUGUGCCGUGCUGCAGGAUCAGACCGACGUCCUUCUCACCGACCUGCACGCAGCUAAAGAGCAGGUGCUUCACCUGGAGGCUGAGUGUGAGCGUAAGGCACGUUCCCUGCGGGAGCUGCAUGAGGCCCAUGGCGGAGCGGUGGAGGGCCUCACGGUGCAGCUGCGUCUCCGCGAGCAGAGCUGGCUGGCCCAGAAGGAGGAGCUGCUCAGGCAGCAGAGCAGCCUCACCGACGAGCUCCACCUCAGGACCCAGGAGCUGCGCCAUGAGGUAGACGCGUCCAAGGAGCGCAUGUGUGCAGUCGAGCGGGAAAAGGCCUCUGCGGCGACGCGUGCUGCUGACCUCCGGGAGCGUCUCCGGGCGUCCGAUGGCCUGUCCUCGGCUCUGCUCCGGGGCGCCGCCCUGCUGUCCGGCUGCCUGUGCCCUCUCCUGCGCCGCGUCCGCGACCUCGCCCGGCAGAAGCGCGUGUUGACCGCCCGCCUGGACGCCCACACCAAGCUGGAGCGCGAGGUCCAGGCCAUACUGCGGGCGCUGUCCAGCACGGGUCAGGAGGAGAAAACACACACGCAAACGUGCAAGCCCACACCUGAGGCGGAGGCGCGCGCGCAGCGGAGGGGCGUGUGGGGGUUCCGGUGUGCGGUCAUCGGGGUGCUGGCCGCCCAGAGGUUCCGGGCACUCGGCAGAAGCUCACGCGUGUGUUUCGUGGCCGACAACCCGUACGGAGAGGGGGCAGUGCGCGUGAGCGUGUGUGAGCCCGAGGGCAGGAGGAAGAGGAAGGAUGGGGAGAGAGGGACGGAGGAGUGGACGUGGACCCAGAGCUCUGCACUGAAGACGCUCAUCUUAACCGGCACAGAGGAUUGCACAGACAUGGGUAGUAAGUUUUCCAGGUUACUGGAGAGGCUGGCUGCUGACAGUGACGGUUGCUAUGGUUGUUACACGGAGAGGGGCUCGUUGUCAAGACAGCUGGCACAAGGACUCUACCGACUCAGAAAGACUCAGCCCAUUUCAGCUAACCAGUACAACAGCAAGACUGUGGUAUCCUCCCUUCAGCAGCACAUCCUGGGCUUCACACAGCGCCUGCACGCAGCCGAGGUGGAGCGCAGAAACAUGCGCAUGGAGCUCACCCAGCUCCGCCGCCAGCCACUCAUCCCCCCACCCCAGGACCCCAAACACACUGCGUGUGUGCCAGCGGCACAUCUGGAGGAGCUCCUGUGUGAGCUGAGUGCGGCGCUCCAACGAGAGCAGCAGGCUCAGGAGCUGCUCCACCAGCAGGCCCAGCAGCUACAGGAGCUGGGCCUCAGCAUGGAGCUGCACGCCGGGGACCAGCAGGAGAAGGACCGCACACUCACUAUGGCUGUGAAGAGCCUGUCGGAGUGUAAGGCCGAGCUGCACAGGAAGGACCAGUCUCUGCGUCAGUUGGGCAAACACCUGAGCCAAGCCCGGCAGGACAAACAAGAGUUGCAGCAGAGCAUAUGCACGGCAGAGAACGCACUCCGCAUGGCGGUCAAAACGAAGGAUUCCUUGGCCAGCUAUAUGAAGUCAGUCGAGAGUACUCUUAAAGAGGUGAAGGAGCGUAUUGUGCUCCACAGCCCCACCCUCUCCCCACGGGACAUUAUCUGGCAUGUACCCAACAUGCACUUGGAGAUGCCAGGUCCCGAGAGACUUAUGGGCGGGCCAGAGGUGGCAACUUGCCAGGGUGUUGUGAGCAGUUUUGCAGAGGUGUACCAGCUGUUGUGCAGUAAGCUGGUGUGUGUGGAGAGAGAGCUGAAGUCACGGCACUCACACAUCUCUGCCCUCAAGGAGGAGCUACACAACGCCUGCCUCCGAGAGAAAAGCCCUGUGACCGCUGUUCCUGACCCCCCUGUAGUAGCCAGUGGCCCACCUGAGGAGGCGGGCCAUUACGGACCGCUACCUGUCAAAGCCACCUCCACCUCUCAGAAGAGCACUGCUCGGCCAGGGAAGAAGUUGUCCAAAAAACACCUGUAAAGAACCGGCUAGCCAACCUACCGACCAAACUAACAGAUCAGACUCAUGAACAGAAAGCUGAAACUCUAACUGAUGAACAGAAAGCUGAAACUAACUGAUUUUCCUAGGAGACUGAGAUUGUUUAAAAAAAAAAUUUAAAAAAACUUUUGAUAUUAUAAAGUGUUUUUGUACAAUCAAAGUUGUUAGUGCAUCUGCAUUAAAAUAAGCUGUGAGCUGU
Messenger RNA from Alosa alosa (allis shad), 3203 nucleotides. It is a transcript of the gene ccdc171, whose product is annotated as coiled-coil domain-containing protein 171. Lineage: Eukaryota; Metazoa; Chordata; Actinopteri; Clupeiformes; Clupeidae. The record is from RefSeq and is a predicted model, not a curated record. The coding region runs from base 17 to 2986 and encodes 989 amino acids. The transcript is spliced from 18 exons.